Messenger RNA from Penicillium egyptiacum, 666 nucleotides. The record is from the annotation of a GenBank genome assembly. NCBI's taxonomy places the organism in Eukaryota, Fungi, Ascomycota, Eurotiomycetes, Eurotiales, Aspergillaceae.
AUGGUUUCUAAGUCUGACAAUGGGGCCGCCAUAGAGUUUCUAGACCCUGCGGGAAAACUGUACGCCUUGGAUUUCAUGGAUGGGUAUGGCUUGGGAGAGGGCAUGAUUAUCCACCGCGGAACGUCGGGUCAUGGACUAUACGAACAUGCCAAGUCACUGAGUGUUGCCUUGCGCUUUGGCUCGGCCGUCACUGGUUACUGGGAGGAUGAGGAUCAAGCCGUUGUGAUUGUCAAUGGCGAGCAACGGAUUGCGGCUGACUGCGUCGUUGGUGCCGACGGCGUGCAUAGCAAGACUCGAGAUUAUGUGCCUGGAUAUCGGAUCGCUCCCCGAUCCUCUGAGUUAGCCACGUUCCGGGCGUGCUUCAGCGCUAACUUGCUCGUGGGUGAUUCUGAGGCUCAAUCGAACCUGGAGGAAGUAGGCGUCCAGGACCAGAUGCGAAGAUACAUCACGACCGGAGAGCUCGGUCUGACUUUGGCAACUGGAAAACGCGGCCGGAAUGUGAUUUGGCAAGUCUGGCAUAAGGAUACCCUCGCCCUUCUCCAGGACCGGCCCGCUUACUCGCAAGUGCCUGCUGUUGUGCGACACACGCCCAGUGAAAAACCGCGGGCUACAAGAUCACCUCUCUGUCCACCUGGAGCUCUUGAGGUGGGCGCAUCAUGCUCAUAG